AUGAAUAACCAAGAUAUCCAGCAACAGGUGCAGCGGCAAGAUGACGAGGUCAAUGAGGAAACGCCUUUGCUACAUCCUGCUACCACCGAGCCAUAUUCCGUCUUCACAUCCACACAGAAACGCCUCAUUAUUCUGACAGCGGCACUGGCCUCAAGCUUUUCUCCUCUAUCUGCCAAUAUCUACUACCCGGCAUUGAAUUCCAUCGCAAAAGACUUGCGAGUCAGUCCAUCUCAAAUUAAUCUGACGAUCACGACAUACAUGGGCCUCGCUCCAAUGUUAACAGGGUCAUUGGCAGACCAGGCUGGCCGCAGACCGGCUUACAUCCUUUGCUUCUCGAUAUACAUAUUUGGGAACAUUGCUUUGGCUCUACAGCACAGCUUUCCAGCACUCCUAGCUCUUCGCGCCAUUCAAAGCUGUGGCAGCAGCGGCACUGUGGCCCUUGCAUCUGCCGUGGCAGCCGACAUUAUCACAUCUGCCGAGCGAGGUAUGUACAUGGGCUUUACAUCUCUAGGAAACAUUCUUGCUCCAUCUAUCGGACCUAUCCUUGGCGGUGUUCUAAGUAAGUAUCUGGGCUGGGAAGCAAUAUUCUGGUUCCUGGCUAUUGCAGCAGGUACUUUCUUUGUGCCGCUCUUGCUAUUCUUCCCCGAGACAUGCCGUGGGAUUGUGGGAAAUGGCUCGACUCUUGCAGCUGGAUGGAAUGUGACCAUUUGGAGCUAUUUCCGGACCACCACCUCAGGUACCCCGCCUGCAUCAAAUGUAUCGAGGAGGCGCGUGAAUGUCCCCAACCCCUGGUCAACCCUGCGUCUGCUUUUCCACCGACCUGUGGGGCUAGUCCUUUUGGCAAAUGGAGUUGUAUUCAGCAGCUACUAUGCCGUCACAGCUGGAAUCCCCGCACUCUUCCACAGAAUCUAUGAUCUGGACGACUUGGAGAUUGGACUCUGCUUCAUUCCUGCAGGACUAGGGUCAUUACUCAGUGCAACUGCCAACGGAGUAUUAGUUGAUUGGAAUUAUCGACGGAUUCGACGCAACUCCGGCCAGAUGGUACACAAGAACCAGAAGCAGGAUAUCAUUGGAUUUCCCAUCGAACAAGCGAGGUUGCAGAUUGGUCUACCAAUGACAGUACUUGCAGCUAUCUCAAUAGUCGGCUAUGGAGUACUGAUAUCUUUACAACCCCCACUCCUGGCUGCACUUAUUCUGGUGUUUCUAAUUUGCUUCUGUAUUACGGCGGCAUACAACGUGAUGAAUAUCCUCAUAGUCGACUUGUACUACGAGACGCCCGCUACUGCUAUGGCCGCUAACAAUCUUGUCCGGUGUUUCUUGGGCGCUGGUGCUGCAGCAGUGGUCAACCCUUUGAUCAAGCGGAUUGGUGUGCAAUGGACAUAUUGUUUUGUAUCAGGAGUAAUUGUAUUGGUUACGCCGAUUCUAAGCAUUGUUUACUUUCAGGGCUGGGAAUGGCGCAAGAGACAAGCCGAAACUGAUGCACAACUGCGAACUAACCUCCCUUGGUGCCCUAGCCAGCAACUGCAAAUACGGUAUCCCGGUGGGCAAUGGAUGACUCCUGGCAUGGAAUUGGAUAUUCGAGAGACCAGCCUGAUUCCGGAGAUUUGCGGCAUGAACCUCCAAUGCAACAAAAAGUACAUGAUCCUCUUCAUCGACCUCGACGCCAUCAUACCCGGAACGCGUACUCAAUCAGUAAUUCUACACUGGUACCAACCCAAUCUAAUGAUAGAUUGCACAAAGCCGUCACCACCUUCCACAAUAACUCCUGGCCAGGGCCAUGGGGACAAACAUAGACCGGCAGCCUCGUACAUAGCUCCUCGUGCACCACCGAAUACUCACCACCGAUACGUGUAUCUCCUUUUUUCCCAGCCUCCAGGUUAUCAAUUUCCUGAGUGCUUUUCACAUGUGUUCCCGGAGACUGUUAGCGCCCGCGCCGGAUUCGACAUCAGGGAGUUUGUACAGGCAGCAGGAUUGGACCCUCCGAUUGCUAUGAACUAUUUCAUUGGUAGACAUGAACCUGCCGAAGGCGAGACAACUUCCAUGCCUCAGAGUGCGACGACGACCUCGUUCCGUUCCGUGGAUUGUCCCACGAGGACGGCGGGCUUGGUGCCAUGA
Penicillium verrucosum is the source of this 2115-nucleotide messenger RNA. RefSeq lists its product as uncharacterized. Gene Ontology annotation, molecular function: transmembrane transporter activity. The transcript is spliced from 5 exons. The record is from RefSeq and is a predicted model, not a curated record. NCBI's taxonomy places the organism in Eukaryota, Fungi, Ascomycota, Eurotiomycetes, Eurotiales, Aspergillaceae. Gene Ontology annotation, biological process: transmembrane transport. Bases 1 to 2115 code for a protein of 704 amino acids.